Molecule: messenger RNA, 2000 nt
Organism: Saprolegnia diclina VS20
Lineage: Eukaryota; Oomycota; Saprolegniomycetes; Saprolegniales; Saprolegniaceae
Exons: 6
Coding region: 55-1746 (563 amino acids)
Source: RefSeq, a predicted model, not a curated record
UGCGUGUUACCCAAUCCAGCGCCAUUGCCGUGCAGGACGACUGCCAGCAGCAACAUGGCACCGGCGGUGACGCACCGGCCCAAGACGGGUCGCCCUCCGCACGCGGUCUGGGCCCACUUCAUCAAGGGCGAGAAGCGCAACGGGUCCCAUCACCACGUUUACUGCCGCUACUGCUCGGACGCCCAGGCGCAGGCGCUGGCAGCGCCGGCCAACCCUGCGGCAGGCCCGCUCAGCAUUGAGGCCAUUCGCGGCGUCCCGACCAAGAUGCUCCGCCACCUUAGCAUCUGCAUCUAUUGCCCCACGUCGACGCGAAAUCAAGUUCGUUCGAUGGUCGACGAGCAUGCCGCGGGUCCGAGCCGCAAACGCCGGCGCACUCCCGAGCCCGAAGGCAUGGUGCCCCCGCAGCCGCUGCUCGACCUCUUGCUUAGCGACGGCCCCGAGCGGCCCAGCGCACCGCCCAUCGCAAAUGAAAAGCGAUCGGCGGCCAAUGUGCUCCCUCCAGACGACGCAUUGGUGCAGGUUGCCCUUAGUGGCGACGUGCCGUGGGCGUGGGCUUGGAACCCAGACGUGUCGAAGCUACUAGCAAUCGAUGUGCCGUCACCAGAUGUGCUCUACGAUCGCUGCUUGCGCCACAAAGUCGAGGACGCACCAAGCAUGCCCUUCGCAUCCCUCUCGGUCGCGUCCUGGACGUCGCUCUGCUCGCGCGAGUUUACGAUUGCGUGCACGCUUCAGUACCUCCACAGCUGCACGACGCUCUCCUUUGCAUCGAUCGCGCCGACACUUGAUGCGUGCAUUGCACAUCUGACGAGCGUCGUCGCCUCCAGUCCACCGCUCGUGGUCAUUCUUGUCGACUCGGCGCUGCUGCUCGAAGCAGCGUCUGCCACGCUGCCGCAGUGCACGGUACUCUAUUGCACGCGCGCCCUCCUGCGACUUGUAUCGGCGACGACCUUUCUGGAUUCGGGCGGGCCGAGGCACCCCGUCGCCAAGAGUUGGCGGGCCAUGGCGGCGCACGAGAGCGACGCAAGUGCUGCGUGGUCGACCCUCGACAUUGCGUAUGCCCGACUCGAGGCGCCCGGUGGUUUGUCGGGCCGCGACGCGCUGCUUGUCUACUUGGACCUCACCCGCGCGCUGCCGUCCUCGCUGCUGCUGCCGUCGAUUCUCUCCAAAUGCGACGGCCGCCUGUGGCUCGUUGCGUACGCGCUGCACACAGCGACUGACGUGGACCUUUUCGAACAUUGGCUUUACGUGGGUGCGGCGGUUCGCCACUACGCUCUGCAGUGGCACCUGGAUGCGAACGCAGUCGUGACCCAUGUGCUGGAGCUCCGGCGCGGCCAGUUUCCGUUUGAUAGCGCGACAAAAUCGCUGUACGCUGAAGACGUCGGGUCGUACUACGCGUUCCUCUCCGAGUCCCACCCGGAGCUCCACGCGUUUUGCAUUCGGUUGUUUAGUAUUGCGCCGGCAUGUGUGCGCUACGAGGCAGUGCUGCCCGGGCUUCUUGACGCCAACCUUAGUCCGUUCUUGGCUCGCAUUGAUAUCCCUGCGCAAGCGCAGUGCGCCAUCGCCAAGUACAGCGAGCACUCGUCCAAGCGUCCGAGUGCAACGGCACCUCAACUACUCUCGGCAGAUGCAUGGCUGCAACUGCGACCAGAGAUCGACGCGUUUGUUCAAAAUGAAGUCGAUGCGUGGGCGACGCUACCGACGACCAGCACCAGCGUCGACUUGACGACCUUGAAGAACGAGUCAUGAGAUAUGCAACUUGAUGCAUAUGAGCACGUUCCAAUAUGCAGCUUUUCUGUAUUGUUCUGUGCCCAAAACGAAUCCACAAAGGCCAUGGCGGCGUCGGUGUGACGCUCUCUUGCGGUCAUCCCAGUCGGUCGCUGUCCGUGUGAGGGCUGACACGCAAGGAGAAGGACGCUGCUGCUAUGUAUCUCCUGUGCAUUCGUCUCGCCAGGAUGGAAAUUCAAACUCGACAAGUCGGACGACGAAUCAAGUUUAUCCGC